AUGGUGGAAAGUUUUCUACGUGACGAAGGCCAAGCGAAUACAAGGUGUUCCAUUAAGUAUUUUCCCAAUUUGGUGUUGCGUCAUGGACUCAGAAGGAGAGCCAAGAAGAUGGCUCAGUCCGUUGUUGAGAUCAAAGAAGCUGCCAGCAAAUUCGAUAAGGUUUCCGAAGUUCCAAUUCUACAGAAUAUUGUGGAAAUCAAAGGCUACAUGGUCUUUCACACAAGAAAUUCGAUUUUGAAAGGAAUUAUGGAAGCAUUGCGAAAUAGUGAUGUCAGAAUGAUUGGAGUUUACGGCAUGGCAGGUGUGAUUAAAACUUCACUAGUUAAAGAAGUUGCAAAACGUGCCUUGGAAGCCAAGUUAUUCAAUGAUGCUGUUGAAGUUGCGGUAUCUGCAUCUCCAAACCUUGAAAAGAUUCAACAAGAUAUUGCAGACAGACUUUGUUUAGACUUCCAUGCGAAAGGUGUACAGGGCAGAGCACUUCAAUUAAGGGACAGACUGAAAAAGGAAGAAAACUUCCUCAUAAUUCUAGAUGAUGUCUGGAAGACACUGGACUUACUUGAUACUGGAAUAUGCUUCGAGGAUAAUCAGAAGGGAUGCAAGAUAUUGAUAACUUCAAGAUAUAAAGGUGUGUUAGAAGAUGAUAUGGGUGUGGAUAAGAAUUUCGAAGUUGAACUUGUAUCAGAUAAUGAAGCAUGGAAUUUCUUUUCGAAGAUAGUGGGGGGUAACCUGUUAUUUGAUGAAAACUCUGAUGAGUUCAAACAUUUGGGAACACAAAAGCGUUAA
Molecule: messenger RNA, 783 nt
Organism: Ziziphus jujuba (common jujube)
Lineage: Eukaryota; Viridiplantae; Streptophyta; Magnoliopsida; Rosales; Rhamnaceae
Product: disease resistance protein RFL1-like
Exons: 1
Coding region: 1-783 (260 amino acids)
Molecular function (GO): ADP binding
Source: RefSeq, a predicted model, not a curated record